Molecule: messenger RNA, 1296 nt
Organism: Camelina sativa (false flax)
Lineage: Eukaryota; Viridiplantae; Streptophyta; Magnoliopsida; Brassicales; Brassicaceae
Source: RefSeq, a predicted model, not a curated record
UAAGCUCGUGCCAUAAGCUUUUAUAUUAAGAGAAAACACUUACAAAUCUAAGUGUCACCUCUCUUCUUCUUCUCAUAUAGAAAACCUUAAACUUGUUUAUAUAUAUACCAAAAGAGAAGCAUGACUCUCCUCAACACCGAAAAUACAUGGGCCUUCGUCUUUGGCUUGCUUGGCAAUGUCAUCUCCUUCGCCGUGUUCCUCUCUCCUGUGCCAACAUUCUAUAGAAUUUGGAAGAAGAAGACAACAGAAGGGUUCCAAUCUCUUCCUUAUGUUGUGGCGCUCUUCAGUGCAACGCUUUGGCUUUAUUAUGCGACACAGAAGAAAGAUGUCUUCCUCCUCGUCACUAUUAACGCCUUUGGAUGCUUCAUCGAAACCAUCUACAUCUCUAUGUUCCUUGCCUACGCUCCCAAGCCAGCCCGGAUGUUGACAGUGAAGAUAUUACUUCUUAUGAACUUUGGAGGAUUCUGUAUCAUUCUCCUUAUCUGCCAGUUCUUGGUAAAAGGAGCAACACGUGCUAAGAUUAUCGGAGGGAUCUGUGUUGGAUUCUCUGUUUGUGUUUUCGCCGCCCCUCUAAGCAUAAUCAGGACGGUUAUAAAGACAAGGAGUGUGGAGUACAUGCCCUUUAGCUUAUCCUUAACCCUUACAAUUAGUGCUGUCAUAUGGCUCCUUUAUGGUCUUGCUCUCAAGGACAUCUAUGUUGCUUUCCCGAACGUGAUUGGUUUUGGUCUCGGUGCACUCCAAAUGAUACUCUACAUUGUCUACAAAUACUGUAAAACGUCGCCGCAUAUAGGAGAGAAAGAAGUAGAAGCUGCUAAGUUACCUGCAGAGGUGACCCUCGACAUGCUGAAGCUAGGCACAAUAUCAUCACCUGAGCCAGCACCUCUCGUUCUUCAAGCCAACAAGUGUACCUGCGGCAAUGAUCGAAGGGCUGAGAUGAUUGAAGAUGGACGUCAGACCCCUAUAAACGGCAUUGGCAAGCAGCCCUCUUCCGCAGCAGCUACAUAAAUAAUAAAAAUACGUUAACCAUGCAUGUAAUGUUGACUUUACCCUGCGCCCCCGACUUGAUAUACCAACCACCACGUGUACCCGUUACGCUGUCAUAUUUUCUGAGUUUAUCAAGUGUGCGAAGUAGAGAAAUUAGGUUUCCGGAUGAUUUAUAUGCAUUUUCGGAUGUUGUAUUUAUGCUUUUCCGGAAUUGAAUUCUCUACUUCUUUUAAAAAUUUCAUGUAAUUAUCUAUUGGGGAUAUAUGUAUAUUUCCUAUUUUCUCAUUUAACGAAAACUAUUUAAAAAUAAUA